GACUGGAAGUGGUUCCCCUGGUAACGGCCGGUCCCAGUUUCCACCAAUUGAUGUGACGGCGCGGGCGUGUGGGCUGGGAGGGCUCAUGGCCUACAUAAGCACCAGACGGGCACUGUGCGCCCGUGCUGUGCCGAGACCCGGCAGAUGCGCUUGCAAAGCCAUGGCCAGGCUGACGGGCGCCGGGCCCGUGGCCGCCCACCGCUGGGGCUGCACCGCCACUGCCUUCCUCUUCCUCCUCCUCACCGUGCAAGCUGCCCAGAAAGCCGACCUUAGUGGUGAUGCCACGGCGGCCACCAUCAACCACUCACUGACGCUGCUGCAGCGGCUGCAGGAGCUGCUGCAGAAUGGCAAUGGCAGCGAUUCGGUGCUGCGGGUGCGCACAGCCACCUCCGAUGAGGCCAAGGUCUUCCACACCCACCAGCUGCUCCUCAGCCUCCAGAGCGAGGUCUUCGAGAGCCUCCUGCGCAACCAGAGCGUUGUCACCCUGCAUGAGCCACCUGAGACUGCUGCACUCUUUGAGAAGUUUAUCAGGUACCUGUACUGUGGGGGGGUCUCCAUCCUGCUGCACCAAGCCAUCCCCAUGCACCAGCUGGCCAGCAAGUACCGGGUGUGGGGGCUGCAGCGUGGCGUGGCCGAAUACAUGAAGACCCACCUGGCGAGCGAGUCAAGCCAGGGCCAUGUGGUGGGCUGGUACCACUAUGCCGUGCGCAUUGGGGACGUGGCGCUGCAGGAGAGCUGCCUCCAGUUCCUGGCCUGGAACCUCUCGGCUGUGCUGGGCAGCGCAGAGUGGGGCUCAGUGAGCGUGGAGCUGCUGCUGCUGCUGCUGGAGCGCUCCGACCUGGUGCUGCACAGCGAGCUGGAGCUCUACACAGCCGUGGAGGGCUGGCUGGGCCGCCGGCAGCCCGAGGGUCCUGUGGCCGAAAGGGUGCUGCGCGCCAUCCGCUACCCCAUGAUUGCGCCCAGCCAGCUCUUCCGGCUGCAGGCGCAGUCGGCGGUGCUUGCGCGGCACUACAGCGCGGUGCAGGACCUGCUCUUCCAGGCUUUCCAGUUCCAUGCUGCCUCCCCCCUCCAUUUUGCCAAGUAUUUUGAUGUCAACUGCAGCAUGUUCCUGCCUCGCAACUACCUCGCGCCCAGCUGGGGCUCCCAGUGGGUCAUCAACAACCCGGCGCGGGAUGACCGCAGCACUAGUUUCCAGACCCAGCUGGGUCCCAGCAGCCAUGAUGCCGGUAAGCGGGUGACCUGGAAUGCCCUCUUCUCGCCACGCUGGCUGCCCGUCAGCCUGCGCCCCGUCUACUCGGACUCAGUCUCGAGCGCCGUCCAGGCAGUGCGCAUCGAGGACGGUCGCCCCCGGCUCGUCAUCACCCCGGCCAUGAGCAGCCCCGACUUUGCCGGUGUCAGCUUCCAGAAGACGGUGCUGGUGGGCGUGCGGCAGCAGGGCCGCGUCCUGGUGAAGCAUGCCUACAGCUUCCACCAGAGCUCGGAUGAGGUGGCCGACUUCCUUGCCCACGCGGACCUGCAGAAGCGCACCUCUGAGUACCUCAUCGACAACUCCCUGCACCUCCACAUCAUCAUCAAGCCUGUCUACCACUCCCUCAUCAAGGUGAAGAAUUAAUGAGGCAGAGCCAGGUCCCGCAGCUGGACUGGUCCCAGCCCCGCAUGGGGGCUCGUUCUUGGUCCUCCUGCUCACAGGUAGCCAGAGGUCUCUGUGCAAGGGGGCCCUGGGGCAGUUCUCUGCUGCCCACCCCUCCCUGAUUGUCCCCCCGCCACAUCCCAUCCCCAUCGCUGUCCUUGAGUGCCUGCGGGGAGCUGGGGAUAGGGGACAUUGGGACCCCCCCAGCCCUGUGCGGGUGGUGCAGGGGGUGAAAUAUGCAACCCACUGCCACAGGUGCAACCCCAUCCUGGGCUCACAAACCCAACAGGCGAGAAGAUGGGGACAAAGACAGCCUGUCCCUCCUCGGAUACCACCCCUGUGGCACUGGGGUCCCUCUGUGCAGGCAGUGAGGCCAUGGUGCUGGGUCUGGCUGCUGGCAUGGGUACCCCAGCAGCAGCACCCCAGGGCUUGGUGAUGAGCUGGGUGUGUGCCCAGGCUGGUGUGGGUGGUCUGGCUGCCUCCCCAGGCAAGCGAGCCUUGGGGGGCACCGUCCCCACUCACAACCGGCAGCUGCCCCAUCCCUGCCCGGGCAUGGGCGCCCCCCCCCCCCUUCCUAAUAAAA
Phalacrocorax carbo (great cormorant) is the source of this 2213-nucleotide messenger RNA. NCBI's taxonomy places the organism in Eukaryota, Metazoa, Chordata, Aves, Suliformes, Phalacrocoracidae. The record is from RefSeq and is a predicted model, not a curated record.